Selaginella moellendorffii is the source of this 867-nucleotide messenger RNA. RefSeq names its product granaticin polyketide synthase putative ketoacyl reductase 1. Bases 1 to 867 code for a protein of 288 amino acids. Gene Ontology annotation, cellular component: membrane. The transcript has 2 exons. The record is from RefSeq and is a predicted model, not a curated record. Lineage: Eukaryota; Viridiplantae; Streptophyta; Lycopodiopsida; Selaginellales; Selaginellaceae.
AUGAGCCCGCAAAGGCAAAGGAUUGAUCGAACAUACCUCUCUGUACCCGGGCGUGCAACUGUUGCCUUCUUGAGCUAUGGCGGACUUGCGGUAAGUGUUCUGGAGAAAUACUUCUUACAUUUUCUUGACUCAAGUCUCUUCCAUGUAAAUCAAAUGCUCUUUUCCUGGACAACAAGAUGGUGGUCCAAAGAUACAAUUGCGGUGGUGACUGGGAGCAACAAGGGGCUCGGAUUUGCCAUUGUUCAAGGCCUGGCACUCAAGGGAGUGACUACAAUCCUGACAUCCAGAGACGAGCAAAGGGGAUUGGCGGCUCUAAAUUCUCUCAAGAAGGAUCAAAAGAUCAAUCCGGAAACGCUUCACUUCCAUGUCUUGGACGCUCUUCGAAACCAAGCCGUGGUACAUAAGAUUUCUAACAUUGACAAGCUCUCAGUCGAAACUUUGGACGAAGUGGCAGAGGAGUUCAUCGAGGACGUGGAGCAUGGCCAACUUAGAGAAAAAGGGUGGUCUGGGAUCUUUGGAGCAUACGACUAUUGCGUAUCUAAACUCCUUAUCAAUGCUUACUCAAGAGCGAUGGCAUGGAAUCUCCCCAAACAAGGUCGUAAAAUCUUUGUGAAUUGCAUGUGUCCAGGGCUGACGAGCACUGAUAUGUUGAGGAAUAAUGGUCAUUCGCCUCAAGCCGGGGCUGAAACAGCUAUUUGGCUGGCAUUUACAACAGGGAGGUUUUUCUCCAACAAACAAGAUGUUGGUUUUGAUCACAUCCCACUCUACUUGGAGAAAGGUACUUCUUCAGUGCUUCUGGAUGAGUUCAAUGAAUGUAGCAGAACAGCCAUGCCUCCGUUGCAUCCAGUGUUUCUCGAAAUGUAUUAA